Dunckerocampus dactyliophorus (ringed pipefish) is the source of this 3648-nucleotide messenger RNA. RefSeq names its product ethanolamine-phosphate phospho-lyase (gene etnppl). Gene Ontology annotation, molecular function: pyridoxal phosphate binding; transaminase activity; ethanolamine-phosphate phospho-lyase activity. Bases 133 to 1575 code for a protein of 480 amino acids. NCBI's taxonomy places the organism in Eukaryota, Metazoa, Chordata, Actinopteri, Syngnathiformes, Syngnathidae. The transcript has 12 exons. The record is from RefSeq and is a predicted model, not a curated record. Gene Ontology annotation, cellular component: mitochondrion.
GAGGUGUGGUGAACGUCCUCAAGCGUCCUCUGCAUACGCGCCUCUCUUAUAAAUCAGCCGCUUGGAUUGUUUGUGUCGUCAGAGGACACAGUGAGCCAAAAAAGUGUUGGACAACCACGGGACACCUGCACAAUGUGCGCGGAGAAGUUGGACAAAAAUCAAACUAUUGACUUGAGGAAGAAGCACAUUGGGCCUUCAUGCAAGAUCUUCUUCAGUGAUGACCCCAUUAAGAUAGUGCGAGCCAGGGGUCAGUACAUGUACGACGAGAAGGGGCAACGCUACCUUGACUGUAUCAACAAUGUUGCUCAUGUGGGUCACUGCCACCCAGACGUGGUGAAGGCCGGCGCGCAGCAGAUGGAGCUGCUCAACACCAACUCACGCUUCUUGCACGACAACCUCGUGCUCUACGCCCAGAAACUGCAGGCCACACUGCCAGAGGAGCUGUCUGUCUUCUACUUUGUCAACUCUGGAUCCGAAGCCAACGACCUGGCACUCCGCCUCGCCCGCCAGUAUUCGGCCAGCAAAGAUAUCAUCACCCUCGACAACGCCUAUCACGGUCAUGUGACGUCGCUCAUCGAAAUCAGCCCCUAUAAGUUCCACCAUCUGUCCGACCCGGCUCCCAGUCCAUUUGUGCACGUGGCCUCGAGCCCAGAUGUGUACAGAGGCAAAUACAGAAGAGACCACCCGGAUCCUGCAACAGCGUACGCCGAUGAAGUCAGAGAUAUCAUAGAGCAAGUGCAAAACAAAGGAGGCAAGAUAGCCGCCUUUAUUGCUGAGUCAUUGCAGAGCUGUGGUGGACAGGUCAUCCCCCCUGCAGGCUACUUCCAGCAAGUGGCCCAGCAUGUCCGUAAAGCAGGAGGUCUUUUCAUUGCAGACGAAGUCCAAGUGGGCUUCGGCCGCGUGGGCACUCACUUUUGGGGCUUCCAGCUUCAGGGUGACGACUUUGUGCCCGACAUCGUUACCAUGGGCAAACCGAUAGGGAACGGGCACCCGAUGUCAUGUGUGGUCACGAGCAGAAAGGUGGCCCAGGCCUUCAUGUCGUCAGGAAUGGAGUACUUCAACACAUUUGGAGGCAACCCGGUGUCGUGUGCCAUCGGUCUGGCCGUCCUGGACGUGAUCGUCAAGGAGGACCUGCAGACGAAAGCCUUGCAAGUGGGCGAGUACCUGACCUCUCUGCUGGAGGCUCAGAAAGAGAAGCACCCCCUCAUAGGUGACGUCAGGGGUCGCGGCCUGUUUGUGGGGGUGGAGCUCGUGAAGGACCGCUUGAAGCUGACCCCAGCCACAGCAGAGGCCCAGGAGGUCAUAUAUCACUUGAAGGAGAAGCACGUGCUCCUCAGCGCAGACGGACCUCAUCGCAAUGUGCUCAAAUUUAAGCCGCCCAUGUGCUUCAGCACGGACGACGUCGACUUUGUGGUGGACAAAAUUGAUGGCAUUCUCACGGAAAUUGAAGUGGCAACAGGAAUGAAGACUGCUGGCAUACUGAAUGGAGAGAAUACCGUCAAUAAAAUACAGGUUCUGCCGAUAAGUCAUCAUCAGAGCGAGCUGGCUCACAGUCAAGGCUUCAAGACAUCAUGAGACCAGAAAGCUUCCUUUUAAAACACACUGUAUUAAUAAUGAUAAGCUACAGAUUUAAGAGAUCAGGCAAGGCUUGCUCAGGUUUAAUAGCUUGGCUUUUUUUUGGUUGCUGCUGCAUUAUUUCCAUUGUGGACUCAACAGAACGUUGAAGGACAUCAGGGGACAAGGACGCUCUAACAUUUCAGUAAGUGUCAUAAUGGAGGAAGUCUGAACACAUCAAGAGGAGGACUUUAAACAUUUUUAACAUCCAUCCAUCCAUUUUCUAUACCGCUUGUCCUCAUUAGGGUCACGGGUAAAGCUGGAGCCUAUCCCAGCAGACUUCGGGAGACAGGGUACACGCUGAACUGGUCGCCAACCAAUAACAUUUUUUUACAAUGAGCUUAUUUUCGAAUAUGACAUUUCUGUGAGUGCUGCUAAUAACAUAAAUCAGGUAUGGCUUUGAAUGAUUUACAAGUGCUUGUGCAAUAUGUGGCUUUUAUUUGUCAUUUACAUGUGCAGUCAUAUUUUUAAAGGCUACUUUUGUCCACUUUUGUCCUUGAAGUGAAUGAAACAUCGUCCAUUUUUGCAUACGUAUGCAAAAAUACAGUAUCUUGACAUUUGAUGGCGCCCCUUUGUGGAGAGUAGCCGGUACUGCAGCUAUCUAAACUUUUCCCACUGAGGGCUGCAGACUGUGCAGAAAAAUUGAGGAAUGUGCGGGGCCACUUUCAUACAUUUGGUGCACUAAAGCAGGGGUGUCCAAAUGUUUUCCAGCGAGGGCCACUUCGAGUGAGACGUUAUGUAUUUUUCAAGAAAAAACUACAGCUUUGUGAUGUAGGUGAAAAAGCCUAUUAUUAGUAUGAACUUUGGUCGCCCGCCCCCCACAUUUUCCAAAAUACAAUCAAUUUUCUUAUUUUUGUUUCAUAUUACAACUUUAAAUAAAUAGCGUCUUUCUCUAAUAUUUCAACAUUUUGCCUCAAAACAUUACAUUAUCCUUGUUAAAUUAUGACUUUCUCCUCUUAAUAAAGGGGGGGGGGGAAAUCCAUACCUACAUGGCCCUGUGUGAAAAACUGACCCCCCCCCCGUUAAAACAUAACAUAACUGAGAUUGAGAUCUAUUAGUCUGGAAAAUGUUAUGAAGACAUUUGCAAAGCUUUGGGACUCCAGCAAACCACAGUGAGAGCCAUUAUCCACAAAUAGCGAAAACAUGGAACAGUGGUGACCCUUCCCAGGAGACACUGGGCAAAAACGGCCUGCAUGGCAGAGUUCCAAGACCAAAACCACUGCUGAACAAAAAACAACAUUAAGGCUUGUCUUAAUUUUGCUAGAAAACAUCUUGAUGAUCCCCAAGACCUUUGGGAAAAUACUCUGUGGUCUGACGAGACAAAAGUUGAACUUUUUGGAAGGUGUGUGUCCCAUUACAUCUGGCGUAAAAGUAACACUGCAUUUCAGAAAAAGAAUAUCAUACCAACAGUAAAAUAUGAUGGUGGUAGUGUGAUGGUCUGGGGCUAUUUGAUGCUUCAGGACCUGGAAGUCUUGCUGUGAUAAAUGGAACCAUGAAUUCUGCUGUCUACCAAAAAAUCCUGAAGGAGAAUGUCCAGCCAGCUGAAACCAACUUGGGUUCUGCAGCAGGACAAUGAUCCAAAACACACCAGCAAGUCCACCUCUGAAUGGCUGAAGAAAAACAAAAUGAAGACUUUGGAGUGGCCUAGUCAAAGUCCUGACCUGAAUCCUAUUGAGAUGCUGUGACAUGACCUUAAAAAGGUGGUUCAAGCUGGAAAACCCUCCAAUGUGGCUGAAUGACAACAAUUCUGCAAAGAUGAGUGGGUCAAAAUUCCUCCACAGCGCUGUAAGAGACUCAUUGCAAGUUAUGGCAAACGCUUGAUUGCAUUUGUUGCUGCUAAGGAUGGAUGCUAAGUUUAGGGGGCAACCGCUUUUUCACACAGGGCCAUGUUGGUUUGGAUUUUUCUUCUCCCUUUAUAAUAAAAAGCUUCAUUUAAAAACUGCAUUUUGUGUUGAGUUGGGUUAUCACUGACUAAUAUUUACAUUUUCUUGAUGAUCUCAAACAUUUAAAGUGCGACAAACACUCACAAAAAUA